Molecule: messenger RNA, 1481 nt
Organism: Topomyia yanbarensis
Lineage: Eukaryota; Metazoa; Arthropoda; Insecta; Diptera; Culicidae
Product: zinc finger protein 611-like
Exons: 2
Coding region: 60-575 (171 amino acids)
Source: RefSeq, a predicted model, not a curated record
UUGAUUUUCGUGCCGAGAUAAGUGCUUCCUAAAUCGUGUUUUGGAAAAGUUAAAGAAAUAUGUCGGAAAUUGAGAUUUACAAUGAUUCUAUUCAGUUCGUGUGUGAUCUGUGCUCGCUGCGGUACUCUACGUUCGAGAUCCUAAUGACUCACAACCGGAUUAAACACUACCAUUCGAUUCGGUUCCGGUGCGGAUUUUGCAACGAGACCUUCAUGAACGAGGACGAUCUUCACUGCCACUUCAUCCUCACGCAUCGUGUCGAUCCGUACAAUCUGGAGAGCAGUCAGAUGGUUCAUCAUCGCAGGUCCAUCCACCAGACGGUGCUGAGCGAGGACGAAAAACAACGCAUCAUGACGAGGUGCGACUGUUCCGACGGGGAGAGUGUGGAUCACGAAGGGCUCAUGGUUGACCAGGAGUUGGAUGAUUUAGAUGAGUACGAUCAACUCGAACUGGACUACAAUGAAUUGUUCAAACAGCGGAAACAAAGUGCGAUGACUCAGGAGGAGAUCUUGGAAUUGACGGAUGUUUUCAAGAAACCCGCCGAAGCUAUGUGUAUUUCGAAAAUGCACUUUUAAAUUGACUGAUCGUGUUAUUGCGUGGAGGGCACGUGAAAUUUGAAACGUCGACGCGGACUUGGAGGUGCUAAUUUUUGGGCUGGUUCCAAUGCGCACCAAGUUUAACAACGGCUUUACUUUAUAGAAUGUAUGUGUAUAUAUAAUUAUUGUUAAGGCUGACGUCGACUGUUUGCGGCUGGGUGCUAAUCUGUGCGAUAAAUGGAGACUUUCAUAUUGUAAGAUAAGUGUAGCUAGCCAAUAAUAUAUACUUAUAGAUAUAUUUUCAAUGCACCGUUUUUUUACUCUAACAUCAAUUCACUGAGCAAAGAAUCAUUCUUAAUUAUGAGUGGACUAUUCUCUUCAAACCUUGCUAAUUUAUAGAAUCAAUCCAGUUGAAUAAAAACAUAUCGCAAUAUUUUCACGCAGCAAAUGCUUACCAAUUAUCAAAUAGAUAGUGGAUAAACAUCGAACAGAAUUUAUGUUCAUUAGUUUUAAAGUGCACUUGUAAAUAAAAUUAGAAAUAUUGUAAAUAUUCGCAAACAUUACAGUAAAUAUCACGGGGGAGGUGUGCUUAUCGCUGAUGUAUUAGAUAAUCUCUUCCAUAGUAAAGAAAAUCGAGUCGUACUAAAGCUUGUUUUUGCAUAAAUACAGAAAGGAAAUAAUGAGACCACAUUGUAAAUAAUAAACAGAUACACUGAAUCUGCGUAAUUAUUCAGAUAGGAUGCAUAUUUGACAAUACUGUGAUCGGGUGAAAAGCUGAAUAUUUUCUGCUUUGUUGUAAAUGUAUUUCUACACUCAUUCGUCAAUAUCAAAACAGCUCCCACUAGUAUACAUUUUCUUUAUGGUAAGAUCUAUGGCGAGAAUCUAAACUGUCCCAACAAAGUUUGCGAUAAAGAUUUGUGUUUUAAUCGUUACAAGAUAUUGACA